GUCUCGAUCAGUCAGGUCUGUCAGACUGAAAGGUCGAUGAAGGAGAACUCGAUGUCCAUGCGGAAGUGGCUCUAUCCCAGAUCAUUUGGAUAAAUUCACAAGAAAAAACAACCAAAUUAAGAUGUAAAAGGGUCUUGUUGUGGUGUCCAGCUGGAAUCAUCAUGUCCUCCGCUGGUCCAUCUCUGUCGUAUCCCGAGAGCCAUCGUGGGACGUUCUCCUCCGACAGACAUGCUGGGCUCCUGCUGGCUCAGAUGAACAAAAUGCGCCUGCAGUCUGACUUCUGCGAUGUGCGGCUGCUGGUGGGCGGAAGGGUGUUUGGGGUCCACAAGCUGGUGCUGGCUGCCAGCGGCCCAUACUUCACUGCUCUCUUCUCUGGAGCCAUGAGUGAAGCCCAUGAGGAGGAGGUCCGCAUCGCUGGAGUGGAAGCUGAUGUCUUUGAAAUUCUCCUAGAAUUUAUUUACACUGGCUUUAUAGACGUGACGGUGGACACGGUGCAGGAGCUGAUGGUGGCUGCAGACAUGCUGCAGUUGAGUGAGGUGGUGGAUAUAUGUGGAGAAUUCCUGCGGGCUCAUAUGGACCCAUCCAACUGUGUGGGGAUCUAUCGCUUUCUGGAGCAGAUCGCCUGUAUGGAGCUGCUACAGUUCACUGAAGACUACAUCCAUGUCCACUUUCUAGAGGUGUGCGUCUCAGAAGAGUUCUCAAGCUUGUCUAAAGAUCAGCUGGUGAAGCUGCUCCGCAGUGAGGAGCUCAGGAUCGAAGACGAGUAUCAGGUGUUCACAGCUGCUAUGGACUGGCUGCACCAUGACGUGCCGCACAGGAAGAAGCAUGUGGUGGAAGUCCUAGAGCCGGUGCGCUUCCCGCUGCUGUCUCCUCAGAGACUCUACAAGUACAUCGAGGGUAUUUCUGACUUCAGUUUGCGAGUUGCAUUGCAAACCCUUCUGAGAGAGUACACUGAAGUCAACAAGUCCCCUAAAGAGAGCAAACCUUUCAGCCUUCUGCAGACGGCCAAGGCCCGGCCCCGGAGAAAAGCCCGCAAGUAUCUCUAUGCCAUUGGCGGUUACACUCGUCUGCAGGGCGGCCGAUGGAGUGACAGUCGGGCUUUGAGUUGCGUUGAACGCUUUGAUUCGUUCAGUCAGUUCUGGACCACCGUGUCUUCCCUGCAUCAGGCCCGCAGUGGACUCGGGGUGGCCGUCCUGGAAGGCAUGAUAUAUGUAGUGGGGGGAGAAAAGGACUCCAUGAUUUUCGACUGCACAGAGCGGUAUGACCCAGUGACCAAGCAGUGGGCAGCAGUGGCGUCUCUGAACUAUCCACGCUGUGGGGUCGGAGUUUGUUCCUGUCAUGGAGCUCUUUACGCACUUGGUGGCUGGAUUGGCUCAGAAAUCGGGAAGACCAUGGAACGUUAUGACCCGGAAGAAAAUAAAUGGGAGGUUAUUGGGAGCAUGGCUGUUCCUCGAUAUUAUUUUGGCUGCUGUGAGCUGCAAGGCUUCAUCUAUGUGAUCGGUGGCAUCAGUGAUGAGGGUACAGAGCUGCGCUCGGCUGAGGUUUACGACCCCAUCUCUCGCCGCUGGAGCGCCCUGCCUGUCAUGGUGACCCGGCGGGCGUAUGUGGGUGUAGCUAGCCUCAAUAACUGCAUCUACGCUGUAGGAGGCUGGAAUGAGGCUCUUGGAUCUUUGGACACAGUGGAGAAGUACUGCCUGGAGGAGGAGAAGUGGGUGGAGGUGGCGCCGAUGGCCGUCCCGCGCGCUGGGGUAACGCUUGCAGCCGUUAAUGGUUUGUUAUAUGCGGUGGGAGGUCGGACCUCGAGCCGGGACUUUUCAGCACCGGUCACUGUAGACUCAGUCGAAAUCUACGACCCCCACCUGGACACGUGGACGGAGAUCGGCAACAUGAUCACCAGCCGCUGUGACGGAGGUGUAGCUGUGCUCUGAUAGGCCACAUAUUAACACCCAGCAACACAUCACUCCACCCUUUUCCAGUGUCUAGUUUAUGAUCGUUUUUAAAUGAGUGAAGAUCGUUCUCUUGUUGUCAAGGUGAGUCUUUUUAUUCUUUGUUUUGAGACACUGUGAGAUCAUGAGCCAUUAAAACAUUUGUGUAACAGCACUUCUAACAGCAAACAGCCAGAAGAUUCACAGCCUGCUUCAGUAA
Messenger RNA from Carassius carassius (crucian carp), 2145 nucleotides. It is a transcript of the gene klhl27, whose product is annotated as intracisternal A particle-promoted polypeptide. Gene Ontology annotation, molecular function: actin binding. The record is from RefSeq and is a predicted model, not a curated record. The transcript is spliced from 11 exons. The coding region runs from base 162 to 1928 and encodes 588 amino acids. NCBI's taxonomy places the organism in Eukaryota, Metazoa, Chordata, Actinopteri, Cypriniformes, Cyprinidae.